This is a messenger RNA of Dothidotthia symphoricarpi CBS 119687, 1458 nucleotides long. RefSeq names its product zinc finger protein-like protein zpr1. The record is from RefSeq and is a predicted model, not a curated record. The transcript has 3 exons. Gene Ontology annotation, molecular function: zinc ion binding. The coding region runs from base 1 to 1458 and encodes 485 amino acids. Gene Ontology annotation, cellular component: cytoplasm; nucleus. NCBI's taxonomy places the organism in Eukaryota, Fungi, Ascomycota, Dothideomycetes, Pleosporales, Dothidotthiaceae.
AUGGCACAACACCAGGGCCUCGCGAAAGACCUCUUUGAGGAUAUGGGGCGCAAAGUCGCGGAGGCGAGCGCACAAGAGGGCGACGACACUGACACAAAAGUUGUCGACGAGAUCGAGAGCUUGUGCAUGAACUGCCACGAAAAUGGCACCACGCGACUUCUUCUCACCAAAAUCCCCUUCUUCCGCGAGAUCGUCAUCAUGUCCUUUGCGUGCCCGCACUGCAACCUCAAGAACGCCGAAAUACAAUCUGCUGGCGAGAUACAGCAGCGCGGCGUCAAGUUCUCGAUGAAGGUCGAAACGGCAGAGGAUCUGAACCGACAGAUUAUCAAGAGUGACACGGCGAUAUUCCGGGUCGAAGACAUCGAUCUGGAGAUUCCACCAGGUCGAGGACAACUGACAAAUGUUGAGGGUAUUCUUGCGAUGGUCGCGCAAGAUCUAGAGCAGAAGCAGGACGAGAGGAAGGAGGUUAUGCCGGAGGUUUACGAGAAGCUCCAAGGCGUUAUCGAUACGAUCAAGCAAAUGUCCAACGGCGAGAAACUGCCCUUCAAGCUCACGAUCGACGAUCCGGCUGGCAACUCUUCGAUCGAACCGCCAACAGUGCUUUCUGCAGGAAAGUACUCGCGACACGAAUACCCGCGAACUGCUGCUCAAAAUGAAGCGCUCGGAUUGGGUGACAGCAGCGGCGAGGCACCGGAUACCGACAUCCGGCCAGAGUACCACGCCUCUCAGAUGUAUCCUGAGAUGCCUGCUUCAGCUCCCAUGGUGAACAACGUGGAUGAGGACGACAUUGUCGAGAACCAGGUGUACUCGUUCCCCGCCACGUGCCCAGGAUGCACAAAGUCUUGCACAACGAACAUGAAGAUGGUCAACAUCCCCCACUUCAAGCAGGUGAUAUUGAUGAGCACUGUCUGCGACCACUGCGGAUAUCGCAGUAACGAAGUCAAGACUGGAGGUGAAGUUCCAGAGAAAGGCCGUCGCAUCACGGUGAACGUCAACACCAAGGAAGACCUGUCGCGAGAUAUCCUCAAAGCCGAAUCGUGCGCAAUGUCAUGCCCAGAGCUCAAUCUCAGCGUCGAGCCAGGAACUCUUGGUGGCCGGUUCACAACGGUGGAAGGCCUCCUAACACAGGUUCGCGACGAUCUUCGCUCUUCCAUCUUCGACGUGGGCGAUGGAGGUGACUCGAUGAACGCAACAUCCAAGGACAAGUGGGGCAGCUUCUUCGAGCAGCUUACCGAAGCCAUCAACGGCAACGUCAAGUUUACCAUUAUACUCGAGGAUCCGCUGGCUAGCAGCUACGUGCAGAGCUUCACUGCGCCAGAACCCGAUCCUCAGAUCAAGGUUGAAGAGUACAAUCGCACAGCGGAGGAGGAGGAAGAGCUGGGUCUGACGGAUAUGAAGACUGAGGGGUAUGAGGAGGAGGAUGCGGCGACGAAGGCUGCGAGUACGGACGGCGCAUAG